Messenger RNA from Bursaphelenchus okinawaensis, 1089 nucleotides. NCBI's taxonomy places the organism in Eukaryota, Metazoa, Nematoda, Chromadorea, Rhabditida, Aphelenchoididae. The record is from the annotation of a GenBank genome assembly.
AUGAUGCGAAUUUCGCAAAGCCUCGAGAGUCUUCAGCUCGAUCCCGAACAACAACAUGCCAACAUUGUAGAUGGUCUACCAGGACAAGGUGCAGAGAUGGCUCCAAACGCUAUGGCGGCCGAACUUGAUUUCGGCAUACAAGUCAACGAUGCCAUGGACAACUUCUUUGAUCAAGAUGUUGGUAUUGGUCAAAACGACGCAAUUGGUCAUCACAUGAGAAUUGGGCAAGUGGACGAGUUGGACGAUGGAAAUGGCAUGGAUCACGAUGCUGGUCAUGGAGUUGGAAAUGGUCUACAUGGUCAAAAUAGAGUGGAUGGUCAGAUGCCGCAGCGUCAAGCCGUGGAAAUGCACAUGCCAAACAACCAAGAAAUGGGUCGACUGGAAAGUAAUAGAGAAGCAGGUAGAGUUCAAAAUCCAAAUGCGCCUAGGGUCCCUCCCCAGCAUUUAUUUCGCUAUACUGUAAAUACUAGUAUUACGAACUUAGGAAACAUUCAGAGGCGUGCAUCACGCCACCUUUUAAGUAGCGCAUACACGACCCCAUACGACAACCUGACUACAGGUAGCGAACAGAGAAUGGCUGAGCCACUUUAUAUUCGGCUCACUCGUAGCCUGGGAUGUUUGUCCGUCGGAACAAACGAGACUCAAAUCUAUUUGGUUGGCUCAUUCCAGCGCACCUUUAGACCCCCAACACUCGGGUCAAUAGUCCUUGCAACGCAUUUUGCGGACGUAGUAGGUUUCCGACCCCAGUUAAGAUAUCCCAAACCAUCUGGCGUAAUCACAAGAUACACCAUCGUAUCGAUCCCCGACACUCGCAAGUCACUCGCGAUAAUUAGUAACCUCAUUAAUUAUCCUGUCAUCCAGGUACAAUGUGAAUUAGGCGUUUUUCCAGCUCACGCAGCUAUGCUGCGUAGCCAACGACCGGCUGUCACUAACCAACCAUUGGUUAUUCAGCUAAGCCAAAUACUGGAUUACAAAACUGUCACCGAAAACGGGACACUUAAGCUAAUCCGCGCGUCCUUUUCGAAUGAAACUUUAUUCGUCAGCGCUAUAGCGUAUAGUCUGGUGGACCCAUUUGGUACCGAACCUUAA